UGUUUUUUGAAUAUCAGUUAUCAUGUUCACAUACAGAAUAUGUCUGUUAAUUAAAAUACUCUUGACAGAAUGGAAUUUAAUUAUUCAGAACAUUCGACAAAUUUAUUCCAGAAGAAAAUUGAAGAUUUAGAAAUUGGUAUCCAAAGAAAAGAUUUACGUAUAAAACAUUUAUUUAGUGAUAAUCAGAAAUUGGCUAUUAAAGUGAAAAAACUUCAGAGAUGUAAUCGUAAUUUUCAACAACAGCUGGAUAAUGAAAGAUAUUUUUAUGAAAAAGAAAAAGAACAUUUUCAUGAAGAGCUUGACAAUCAACGUAAAAAAUGCAAUGGUAGUACAUCUCGUCUUCAUCUUCGUCGACAACGGGAAUUAGAACGAGCUUUUGAAGCUGUUCAAGAGGAAAAUAAGCGGCUUGAAGACGAACUUUCUGAGCAAAAUGAGAUAACGCAUCACUUGUGCGUCAAAUUUCAAAAGCUAAAGGAUACACGAGAUCUACUUAAACAAAAACUUGCACAACUAUUUCAAAAUUAUCUUCAUGCUUUGGCAGAAAUGAUGGAGAAGUUAGAUGAAGCUAGAGAAGAAUUUAAUAGUGUUGUUUCAACUCAAAUCCACAAUUUACCUUUGGAAAAAGCUAAAUACCUUCAGAGUGUACAAAAAAAUCGAGAGUUAAUCUAUCAAAAUGCUUUUUACAAUUUACAAAUUCAGAAACUUAAACAUCGUCUAGAUAAAACAAAACGUAGAAUACAGAAGUUGGAAAAUGAUAAUGAAAGUACACAAACUGGUGAAACAUCAAUUACUUCUAGAUCUCAACGAUCUGAAUUUGGAGCUUUAAUAAAUUUAUGUUCGAGCGAGUAUAUGAAAAAGCAAUCAACAGGUAAUAACAACAAGAAUAAACAAAGUGUUCCGGAAAUUGAAGAAAGUUCAACAUUUCGACAAGCUGAACUUUGUGAGAAUUGUAAUGAAUACAUUAGCAGUGAUAUUGAAAUUUCUGAGCAUGAUACGAAAAUGUCUGAUGACAGUUCAAAUGCAGAUGAAUCAUCUGAAUCCUGAUAAUGGAAAUUGGAAGUUAUUGCAGAGGAGAAAGAAGAAGAGGUCCCGGGAAGUGAUCUUUCUCAGUGGACUGUUACAGAGCCGGUUCACAAACGCGCAGUCAGGUUUUAACGAUUGGUCAUUAAAAAGAGAAGAAAAUUGAGACGUUGCUAAUGUUCAGCAAACUCAUAGUUAAGAU
Chelonus insularis is the source of this 1222-nucleotide messenger RNA. RefSeq names its product centrosomal protein of 131 kDa-like. Lineage: Eukaryota; Metazoa; Arthropoda; Insecta; Hymenoptera; Braconidae. The record is from RefSeq and is a predicted model, not a curated record. Bases 70 to 1044 code for a protein of 324 amino acids. The transcript has 6 exons.